Messenger RNA from Cavenderia fasciculata, 2247 nucleotides. RefSeq names its product mitochondrial translation elongation factor G (gene gfm2). Gene Ontology annotation, molecular function: translation elongation factor activity; GTP binding; GTPase activity. NCBI's taxonomy places the organism in Eukaryota, Evosea, Eumycetozoa, Acytosteliales, Cavenderiaceae. The transcript is spliced from 2 exons. Gene Ontology annotation, biological process: mitochondrial translation; ribosome disassembly. The record is from RefSeq and is a predicted model, not a curated record. Gene Ontology annotation, cellular component: mitochondrion. Bases 1 to 2247 code for a protein of 748 amino acids.
AUGAAUCAUUUAUUAUUAAAAUCAUCUUUUAAUAUAUUACAAAAAUCAAAUUUCAAAUCAUAUUCUACUCAUUUAUAUUCAACUUUAAAUACAAAGAAGAAAUUAUCAAAUGAAUUAAAUAAAUAUAGAAAUAUAGGGAUUAUAGCUCAUGUUGAUGCAGGAAAGACAACGACAUGUGAAAGAAUGUUGUUUUAUUCGGGAGAGAUCAAGAGGAUUGGAGAAGUUCAUAGAGGUGAUACAGUAAUGGAUUAUUUAAAGAUGGAGAGAGAAAGAGGUAUUACUAUCACUGCUGCUACCAUUACAUUUCCUUGGGACAAUCAUAGAAUCAAUUUGGUCGAUACACCUGGUCACGUUGAUUUCACCGUCGAGGUGGAACGAUCAGUUAGAGUGAUGGAUGGAACCGUGGCGAUAUUUGAUGCUGUAGCUGGAGUACAGGCACAAUCUAUUACUGUUUGGAAUCAAUCCGAGCGAUACAAGGUACCGAGAUUGGCAUUUAUUAACAAGAUGGAUCGUGAAGGUGCAACAAUGGAAAAGACAUUAAAAAUGAUGAAGAAUAGAUUGGGAUGCACGCCAUUGGUAUUGCAGAUGCCUUUGCAUGUAGGUCCACAAUUUUCAAAUGUAGUCGAUCUCCUUACACUCAAGGUGUUGGGUUGGAACGGUGAAAAGGGAGAGAUCAUUGAAGAGUCGGAUCUCGCAGAAUACGACGAGGAAUUUGUCAACAAGGCAAAGACGAUGCGCGAGGAGUUGAUCAACCAACUCGCAGAGAUGGACGAAGAGAUGAUGAAAAAGUUCUUUGACAAUGACUGCAAUGUCGAUAGCUUGUCGCUGUCUGACAUCAAGGCAGCCAUUCGACGUGUGACAGUUUCUAUGCAGGCAGUCCCCACUCUCUUUGGAUCGUCUCUCAAAAACAAGGGUGUGCAACAAGUUUUAAACAGCGUCGUAGACUAUCUCCCAUCGCCAUUGGAUCGUGACCAUCCAACUGCGAUUGAUCGUCGUACCGACAAGCCACUCUCCAUUCAACCAAACCCUAAAGAUAAUCUGUGUGCGUUGGCAUUCAAAGUUGUAAAUGAUAAAAAACGAGGCAUGAUUGUGUAUACGCGAGUAUAUUCUGGCGUGUUGCGAUCAGGUGCCACCAUAUUCAACUCUCGUAGCGGUGAAAAGGAGCGUGUACAAAAGCUCUUCCAAGUGGCCGCCGACGAAAUGGAGGAAAUUCAAGAGUUGCGAGCUGGAGAUAUUGGCGCUGUCAUUGGACUCAAGAACGUGUCGACAGGUGACACUCUCAUCUAUGACAUUGACAAACAACCACGUCCAAUGUUGUCAGGCAUCACACCUCCUCCACCAGUAUUCUUUUGUGCAUUGGAACCAGAUACUGAAAAGGACUACGAACCAUUAAUCGAAUCACUUGAAAUCCUUCAAAAAGAGGACCCUUCAUUCCAGUAUAGAAUCAGCGACCAACAACAAAUAUUGAUCAGUGGUAUGGGCGAGUUGCAUUUAGAGAUUAUAAAGGAUCGCUUGGACAAUCAUUUCAAGGUGCCAUCGCGUAUGGGUCGUAUGCAAGUCUCGUACAAGGGCACCGUUCAAAAUGAAGUCGAAGAACUUGACGCACUCGAGGUGUUUGACAUUCAAACGAGUGGAGGUCUCAAGACCCUAUCUGCCAACAUCUCAGUUCUCAUGAAACCUCGUGAAGCAGGACAAGGUAAUCUCGUCGAGUUUAUCCUCCCGAGAUCCCAAACCGAAAGUAUGGAUAAAUCAACACUUGACCGUUGCAAACAAUCCAUCCAAGAGGGUAUUGACGCUGUCUUUAUGCGUGGUCUCCCUCUUGGUUUCCCAGUCACCGAUACACAUGUCGUCAUCACACAUUUCGCUUACAAAUCAGAAUCAGAUACUCCUCCAUUGGCAUUUAGAAACGGAAUCAUGCGAAUCAUGAUGCGUAUGGCAGAAUCCUCUGCUCCAGCCAUUCUCGAACCAAUGAUGAAGUUGGAAAUCUCUGUCGAUGAAAAACAUCUUGGUGUUGUCCUUUCUGAUCUCACCAAACAACGUCGUGCCACCAUCAACGAAGUUGGUAUGGAAAAAAAUACCCACAUUAUCAGUUCAACUGUUCCACUCAAGGAAAUGAUUGGUUAUAGUACAAUUCUUCGUUCCAUUUCACAUGGUAGUGCUUCUUUUACAAUGGAAUAUAGUCAUAAUGGUAUUGUUUCAUCUUCACAAGAAAUCCAAAAAAUAUUUACAGAAAUUAGAGGCUAUUAA